Messenger RNA from Babesia bigemina, 5373 nucleotides. RefSeq lists its product as hypothetical. The transcript is spliced from 2 exons. Bases 1 to 5373 code for a protein of 1790 amino acids. Lineage: Eukaryota; Apicomplexa; Aconoidasida; Piroplasmida; Babesiidae. The record is from RefSeq and is a predicted model, not a curated record.
AUGACCUCCAUAAACCAUUAUAAUAACUUGUUGAUACUGCCCAUUCUCUUACUGACUCUGCUACUAAGAAAGCGUAUGAGGACAUUGAAGAGCGUGAGAAACAACUUAAUGAACUUAAAGAUAAGCUUAAAAAUUUCACUGAAUCACUUGGUAAAAAAGGUGAUGAAAACAUUCUUCAUAACCUCUGCACUGGCCUCGAGAAAUUCCUCGGCUUCAACUCUGCUACCAAAGGCUACGACGGCACUGGGAUUGCUGUGUGAUGCAGUGAUGGGAUUUUUGAGUGGUGUUCUCAGUAACAUCAAAGAGCAUUUAGGGCAGCAUAAAGAUGAAAUUGACAUUGCAAUUGAAGCUCUUAAGCAAAAUAAACACGCCGGUAAAAACGGUUUUAAUGCUGCGAUUGGAAGGGUGGUCGCAGGGGUGCGGGGGUAUAAUGAGAAGGUGAGGGAUAGUAAUGAAUGUGCUAAAACGCCCAUAAGGACACUGAUGAAAUACGUCAAACCCGUAAAAGGUGAGUUAAAUAAAACACUUAAUGAUAUUCAGGUUGUCGACGAUCCCCGGCAAGUAGAGGAGCAAGUGUCCACGGCCAAGGCGCUGGUGGCGACAUCUCUUCAGAAAUAUAAGGAAUACGAAACACAGUAUAGAGACGUAACUAAGCAUAUUAAUGAUCUAUAUUCACAGUGUAAAACUAGUAUACAUAACGCACAUAAAGUUGUCUCGCACGAGACUACGCGGCUAGAGCAGUUGGCCAGCAGGGAAGCAACUGAGUUGGAGGCAACCGAAAAAAUGAUAAGGGAGACACUAACAGCGCUUGAAACACAAGUGGUGAUACAUAUUAAGAGGGAGGUGAACGCUCUUGUAGAAGGUUUAAAAGGCCUAAUAAAGAACGUCAUUUUGAAAGACCUUACACAGAUCAGCGUCAAUCUGCAGAGCCAUGUGAAGGAUUUGAAGAAAUGGAUUGAAGAGGCUGAUGAAAUGCUCAAGAAGCCGAUAAAAGAUGCGUGGGAAAUUGAAGAAAAAUUACCCGGCGGUGACAAGCAAGAUGCCAUUAAAGAGAAGGCAAAACAAGUGGAUGAGUGGAAACAAAAACUGGAUGGCUAUAUUACUAGCGUGAAGAGUAAUCUUGGAAAUUUGGCGACGGAAGCAGCUGAGAACUUGAAAAAGCUUGACAAGGUUUACAAGGAGAAAUUAUUGGAGAUUGCAGAGGCUGUGAGAGAAGUUCCGAAGGCGAUCGUAGAGCUGGGGAGACAGUUUCCUCCAGAUGCCGUUGUAGGGAUAGCGCACAACGCAAACAAAAAUGUUGGCGACAUCACUAAUCACAUUAGACUGAAAAUUGGGAAAAUAAAGGGAGGGUCAAGAGUUAACAAAGGUCUUGAAGACAUUGAAAUAACAAUGCAGAAUUACGCCAUCAAAUACACGCAAGCGAAAUUCGCAAGCACUGUCCACGGCUGGGUAGAUGGGAUUGUUGAUAGUGAUGGCGGCUUGGUUAAGCAAUGGGUUGGGGAAUACGCUAAAUAUUCAACGAACGAAAAGUAUUAUGAGAAGUUCGGUAAAAGCGCAAUAGAUGUAGAACGAGUGAUUGCAGAGCAAAUUAAAAUGAAAGUUAAAGAGGCAAUUCAACCUGCAAUUGAGGGGGCCGAAAAACAGUCCAACGCUACAUCCGCCGGAGACGACCGCAGCAUACAACAAAAUGUUCAAGCUAUUCAAACGUGUGUGAAUGGUUUUGUCACGAAUGUUGAAGCGAAGCUCACGAAACGGAAUUCUCGAGAUGGAAUUAAAGUGUCAGAGUUAGCCAAAAGGAUUGAGAAAGAUGCACUGUCUACGAGUGAUUACCACAGUCACCUGACGAAUAGAAGCCACCUAUACGAUGCAGUUGAGGCCACAUUAAAUCAGCUAGUUGCUUUGGCAAAAAGCACUUCUAACCAAUUAGGAGAAUUCUUCUAUAAGCAAGGCAGUAUAACAAUCGGCAGUAUUGUAGGCAUCAUCAGGCCAAUCGCUGCGGAGCUCUACGUCAACCUUAACGCUUCAGUGGGCCGCGAUAGUGAUGGGAGCAUCGCAAGGGAUAAACCCAAUCUCGCCGGAAAAGUGGACAGCGCAAUCACCGCAAUGACUGAGCAGGUCACCGGCAUUCAGCGGAGCAGUGCAGGUAAUGAAGUAGAUCUAGGGGAUAACUCCAUCGAAUCAGUACGCAAGGCUCCGUACAACGAUCUGGACCGAGCAAUCAAUUCCAUUAGUGGAUAUUCUAACGGCGACCUUGACGUCUCACCGACUACUACAGCCCUUGCAGAACUGUCAAAACAAAUUGGAGAAAAUCUCGAACGGCUUAAAGACGCAUUCGCCUACAAAGGUAAAACAAUCAAGAUGAUUCUUGACAAGUUUCAGAAAUCUAACAUCGCUAACGGUCGCAAAGAUGCAUCUGGCAGCCUGCAAGCAAUUCACGACCACCUCGAAGAGCUACUAACCGGUCCGGUGACGGAUGCUAUUAAACACGCCAAUGAAAUAAUCGGGAAGGACGCCCCGACGUUGCAAGCAGAAUACAUAAAGUAUAUGGAAAAGAGUGUCGGUGACGAGGUGAAACAAGCCAUUGAUAAAUUAACCACUCAUGCCCGAAAGCAAUACGUCUCUUCCGUCAAGUCCCUGCUCAGCGACUUCUCAAGCAAGGUCUACGGCGACAUUAAAAAUUUGACGGUAUCCAUAAAUCAGGAUUCAAGCCUCGGCUACAAGGAGUUCAUGGACAAGUUUGAGAAACACUUCCUCAAAGGUGACACAUCACUCGAAGCUAUAACUAGCCUUAAGGCCACAUCCUCCACAGGACAAAAAUCUGCGAUGAGCCAAGCGACCAGUAAAUUUAACACUGCCAUGAAAGCUUUCUUUGAUAGAUGGGAAAAGCAGACGGAGUUUGCAUCCGAUUACAAAGCCAUCACUCCCGCAAAGGAAGCCCUCCGCAAAUUGCUCGCCAAACUCGUGCAAUCUCAACACUUCGACCACGAGUUUUGUAACAAUUUAGAUGCUCUUACUGACGAAUUAGAUAAGUUCACGCCUGGUAAAUUCGGCCAACCCAACACGGUGCUCUCGCAGGCGUUCAAGGAGGGGUUCGCUGACCUGGCGUCGGUGCUGGGAAGGGCGUACGUGAGCGUGUAUGACGGAGGCCAGGGAAUCAGUAAGUGGCUUACGAAAAGUGAUACGCAGUUGACUGAUGAGGGUCGUAAAGGCGCUAAGGUUUGUCUCACGAUCAUUCAUCUCCUUGGCGUCUCGUUACCCAUGUUGAGAGUAAACUGCAAGAGCUUAAGUGGACAGCAGAUUAACAAAAACGGUGACCUCGGAAAACUGUUCGCCGAUGAAGGCUAUCGUGUAUCCGACCGGGGCGAGCAGAACGGCGAGCUGCAAGACCAGGACUGGAUGAAAGGUGACCAAAUUCAGAAGAGGCUGACUUGGCCAAUAAGCGGGGUCAACAACGAGCAUUUAAAAUUGUGUGAGUCAACUAAGAAACAUGAUAAAUUUAGUCUCAUUGAUAUCAUGUCGUGUCUUGUCGGCCACCUCGGACAAUACAAUGACGUUUGCCACAUCGCUCCUCCAUCGAAGGGCAACGCACCUUGCAAUGUAUACCAAAUGUUGUGUUGGCUUGACGGACUUCCUCAUAGUCCGGUAUACCAAGACUUGAUAAUUGACGGAUUUAGCGGUCUCUUUGAGAAACCGGGCGAGCAGCACAAAGACGUUCAGUCGGACGAUCUACCUGUUAUAGACGAAAAUGCCGACACGUUGGACGCCUAUCCGAAACCCAUCACCGCUGCUGCGCUGAGAGCAACACUCGACGAAGUAUGCAAGCAAUCUCACAACGUCCUCACUUCCAUCCUCGGAUAUGGCCACGCGGGUGGCGUGUAUGCUUGUGAAUUCACUAACAAUUCGCAGGGUUUAGUAUACCCGAAUAACAUGAACAGCCUAAUCUGUACCCUGGUUGAUAUCCUUAGACGCCUUCAUUACCAGCUCUAUUUCAUAUGCCAGCAGUUACUGCACGACAAAAAACUAAAUGGUUGGCGUGAUUGCUGGUAUGGCUACCAAGUGGCCGGAUCAACGUGGCAGUGCAAUACACUUCAAUGUCCCGAGCAAAGGGCCAACCAAGAACACAAGCAAACGUGUGACCAAAAGUGCGACCAAGAUGCUAGUUGCGGUUUGAAAUCGCCGUUACAAGCAUUCUUGGAGGAUGGAUUACAUGGUUUUUUGCCGCAUCGUGUCUCAAGCAAGGGACUAAAAAUGACAUGCUCCAGUUGCAGUAAGGCCCCUGGUAUGCCGUGCAUCACGCCGAUGGGCUUCGCAGAUAUCGGUAACAUGGCAUCCCAUAGGCGGAUGGGAAGACACAUUUACAUGGUACUUACCGAUUUUUGUAGCGCCGAAUACUCUCCACUCACUAAACUGUGCAGUCAACUCACCUGUCUCCUUUCCAGCGCGCCGACAACACUGGGCGAUAUGUUCGCUUUUUACUAUCAUUUCCUAAGUGAGUGGUGCCGUGGUAGCAAGGGAAUACGCGACAAACACAGGGAAAUAGCUUUCGGUGUAGCGGUAAGCAGAGCAAAUUUCAAGAAUCCAAGUACAAAGCUGGACAUUACCUCAAUGUUCAAGACCAACGUACACGGUUUCGGACAUAGUGCGUCACACUUCAAUGGAGACCUCAACACCCUUGUCAGUUGCAACCCGACGACUACUGCAACUAGCCCCUGUGGUUCAUAUCUGAAGCCGCUCAAUCGUGAUAUCCGCUCCAUGUUUGCGGAGGAUAACGCUGACAAAUAUCUCUCGUGGAUCGUUUAUCUGACUGAAACGUUCUACAAAUUGUUAGAACAGUUGUAUGCCGAUUGUUGUAAUAAUUGCAAUAAGCCCGGCGCAAGAUGUCAUGGUCGCAGUUGUGACAAAGAAUGUAUGAUGAAAGCAGGGUUUGUAAUGAAUGAUACUAUGCCUACCCACUCGCAAGUGUGCAGGUCUAUUGUCAACUGUACCAUGACUCUUCCUACAUUACGUAAAUAUGGCUUGUAUUUUGAAAGCAAGAGUCAUCUUAACGGUAAGAAUCUCGCAACAAAACGAACGUGCGAAGACUUUUGCAAAGCAUUAGCACAAGUCGUAAAACAGGGUAACGCUUUGUAUGUGCUGGUUCAUAAGACCAUUCCGGAAUUCCUCUUCACCAUCAGGCAGCCGUUUAUAUGGCUCAAUGUCGCACUCUGGUCGCUGUCCCUCUUCUACCUCAUCUGCGUAAUGGUUGGCAGGCUGGAUGUGCUCCAUAUCAAAUCGCACUUACGAUCACCAUCAUCGCACAGGAUAACGGCGCAGUCAUUGUUGGCGGCAGCGCAAGUCGGAAGGCUUGCCAAGAUAUCGUAUCUGCAACCGUGA